GUCGUUUGCUGCUUGUUCCGAAUAUAAACCUGAUCCUUGCUAGGGUUUCUCUUCUUCAGCUGAGAGCAAGCACAGCAUAAGCCCGCCGGCGCCUCCCUGAUCUUAGCGGCAGACCAUUAACAGCGCUUCGCCAUGGGUCGCAUGCACAGUCGCGGAAAGGGUAUCUCGGCCUCUGCCCUGCCGUACAAGAGGACGCCCCCGAGCUGGCUCAAGAUCUCCUCCCAAGAUGUGGAGGAGAACAUCUGCAAGUUCGCGAAGAAGGGUUUGACGCCGUCUCAGAUCGGUGUCAUUCUCCGUGACUCUCAUGGCAUUGCUCAGGUGAAGAGCGUCACCGGGAGCAAGAUUCUCCGCAUCCUCAAGGCCCAUGGGCUUGCUCCGGAGAUUCCCGAGGAUCUGUACCACUUGAUCAAGAAGGCGGUCUCUAUCCGCAAGCACCUCGAGAGGAACAGGAAGGACAAGGACUCCAAGUUCAGGCUGAUCCUGGUGGAGAGCAGAAUCCACAGGCUCGCUCGCUACUACAAGAAGACCAAGAAGCUCCCCCCUGUCUGGAAAUAUGAGUCGACCACUGCUAGCACUCUCGUUGCUUAAUGGAAGCUCAAGCUCCUCGAGAGGUGGAAGAUUCUCGUUAGUAUUCCAGCUUCUGGGCAGUUUCUGCCUCCCUUAAUCCAAGGGACAUUGGUGGUAAUAGUGUUGGAACUUUUUGUAGUUCAGAUGAGGAUUAUUUUAUGAUAUUGUUCUGUUCAAGUUAGGAUGAGAAUGACAUUUUCACUAUGACAGUUUGUGGUGUCGGUCUCUUGUUUGCUCUUAUGAAACUUCUUUAAGCAUUGCGCUACUCUGGAAUUAUACUUCUUUGUUGCUUUGUGAUGUUAA
Messenger RNA from Punica granatum (pomegranate), 870 nucleotides. The record is from RefSeq and is a predicted model, not a curated record. NCBI's taxonomy places the organism in Eukaryota, Viridiplantae, Streptophyta, Magnoliopsida, Myrtales, Lythraceae.